GGGGGCGCGGGGGAGACACCGACUAAACACCCACCGCCGUGUGCAGCUCCAAUCCAGACGACCGUGGGACCGACCCGGACGCGCAUUUAACGGAUUUGUUGCGCUCGCGGAGCCAGUGGUGCAGGCCGACUGGACGGAUGUGGCGGCGCGCUGAUCCCACCGAAGGAUGCUCCAGCUCCGGGGAGGGGUUUUUAACAGGCUCCGUCCGCAAACAACGAGGAAGCGGAGCGAGCGACGUUAAGUAAAGGACACUUGAUCCGGGGACCCGCGACACGGAGGCAACGAGUGAGUGAAAGCUGAGUCAGUCCACAGUGACGAGUGGCGCUGGUGGUGGAGCUCUGAAGACGUCGUCACGGAGCAUCAGUCUGGGACAAACUUCUCCCUGAGUGUUUCCUCUCUUCAUCGGGAGACCCCGUGUUAAGGAGCGAUAACGCACAAUUGCAGCUCGCUGUAGGAAAACAAGUGACUCUUUUUUUUCUUCUUUUUUUGGGGGGUCAACACCUCAGAUGUUGUCAAGAUGAACUGUUAAGAUUCGAGGUUAACCAGAGAGUCAGCUCUCUUCUGCUCUGUUAGAUAAGUAUUUUCUCCUUUGCCAGAAUGAACCAGUGAGAAAUUCUUCAGCUGUUUCAUAAUGCCCAGUGUAUUGUUUUUUCUAAACCUCGAUAUUUAUACCUUUGCGUUGUCACGCUCUGAAUCAAGAAUAGACUCUUGAUAGUGGCAGCCUUUACUCUCACAGAUGAAAAUUCAACUCGAUGAGAGGCUGCGUUUUAACAAAGGACAUGCAAAGAAGAACUGAUAAAACAUAGAUGAGACCAACGACAAGCAUCAUGCUCCAGCAGAACAACAACAACAACUACCCCUGUCUGAAUGUGUCGGGAUCCACCCGGGAGUUGCUCCAGAGGUGCUCCAGAGCCUCUCUGCCCUUCCCCAGCCGACUGGAGCUGGGCCUGGGAGACCUGCCGCUGAUCCGGGGCCUUCGAGCUUGGGCCUUAUGCUCCAAGAACCGCUGCAAGGCUGUCGGCCCUCUGGGAGGAGGACAGGCCCCCACAGCUCCUCCCGCCGGCCACGGGAGUUCAACUUCCUGCCCCAGGCCUGCAAAUGUGUACCUGAGCGGGGAAUGGGGUCGCAUGGGGUAUGGGCUUCCCUUGGGGCUGGAUGGCAGACAGGCUGGGAUUGGAGCUUUAGUAACGGUCGCCACUUUGAAGACCUCAGAAGGCAGCGGGAAGACACAGACUCAAUGCCUCUUCCUCCACACUGAGAAAGGGAGCUGUUUGUACUCGACAGCUAAGCCUGGUGCUGGGGUGAUCAGCAGUGCCGCCUCCAGUGGGGUUGGAGGAUGGCUGAGAGGGAAGACCGGAGUAGGAGGCAGAGACGCUGCAGUAGGGAGGAGGGACAAUGGGCCAAAUCCGCCGGCACAGACCGGAGCAAACCGGGUUAGAGUGCGCUCCGGCCGGAGAUGGAGGAAGUCCGGUAAUGCAGCAGGCCGUGAGAAAACGGGCAUGAGCAAAGAGAGGCAGCAGAGGAGCAGGGAGGGUCCUGCAGGAGAAAGACAGGGAGAGGGAGAUAAAGGAGGCCCGGACCAUAAACAGUUUCCCAGCAUGCAGCAGGAUGGCAGGAGGGCCAGACAGGAUAAAGAGAAAGAGGCAGUGUGCAGAAGUCCCAGAUGCUGUCACAAUGUUUCUCCUAAAGCUUGCACUCAGUGUGUGAGGGGAGCACAGACGAGGGAAAGUCAGGAGGAAGGCGAGGAGGGAGGAGAAUGUCCGAGAAGAGGCGUCCCAAACAGGCUGAACGGUGAUGUGAAAGGAAUGAGGAAGGAGAGGCAAAAGCAUGAGGAGGAGGUAGGCCUCUGUGAGUUAGAGUCGCCUACUUCUGUUUUGGCUGCAUCAAACCCUGACCUAGAAUCUAGCUGCCCACAAUCCCUCUGUGGCUGUGAUGGUGAAGAGAUUAGAGAGGCCGACAGUAACGACGAGCCGAAGACGCAAACCUCCACCAGCAAGGAUGACCGUUCAGAGACAGAGACGGAUACAAACUCUGAGAUUAUGACAAUACAUAUUGGAAACAAUGACUUCAUUCAUGUCCUCUCUGGACAGUUGACUGAUGACUUAGAAUCAAGAGAUUUUAUUGACAGUGAACCAACUGAAACUCCCUUUGAAGAAAUAGUGGCUAACGUAAAUAGAUUUUCUGAUGGUGCAGAAGCAGAUGAAGAAUCAGAGAAAGAGAGGGAGCGAGUGGGAAGCGAAGAGGAAACAGGAAUCUAUCGGACUCCUGCUCGAUUCUCAGUUGUGUCCAACUGCUACGAGGAUGUCCCGGCCUCCGCCCGGCCUGCCUCCAUCAGCUCUGCAGUCUCCCCCGAGUCCUCUAAUCCUGCAGAGGGCAGCAUCUGCUCUGCUGACGGUGAGGCUUGUUGGGUUGAGACAGAACAAGAGAACGACCAAGAAGGGCACACCGACGGGAAUCAUCUAGGGGAGGCAGACCCUGGGAUCGUGGGUGAAGAAGAACUGGAUCUUGGCAGAUUUGAGCCCCCGGACCCAGACCGUGUCGCCGACGAGAGCGACACAGUGAAACCUCAGCUGUUCUUUAAAAAUGAGGAAAGCAACAGCCAGCCGGAGGAGAGAGGGGCUUCAUCUUCACUUCACAGACAAAUAGCUCUUCCCAUCCUUGAGACAGAUGGAAGGUACCUCACAGAAAACGGUUGCGACGGUAGGACAAUUGAGUCUGAGCUGAGAAACGAGUUGGAGUCAGAGGAAGAGAGUAAAGAGGGGACACCAAAUCCCGAGGAAGGCGUUGAAGCCAAGGAGGUUUGGAGGAGGGAGCAGACCUGCGACGAGCCGGACAGUGGCAGUAGUAAAGGUGAUGACGGCAAAGAACAGCACGCAAAGAAUGACACAAAGGUUAGUGCCAUACUGGAGGACAACGAUAAAGAAGUCCAGAAAAACUGUGCAUCGAAAGACAUCAGGAAGCUACAGGAGUCUGCAGAGGGAAGCGGGGGAGGGAGGAAAAAGGAUGAAGACACCUGCAGCGACACAAGCAUCGCCCCCGUGGAAGAAAUUGGAGGGACCAGCUCUAAUGUCUUUAAUGUCGCCUGUGCCGAUCCCUCCACCUCCCUGGCACUCUCCCCAGCUAAUCCUGACCCCUCUCCACUCCCCCUGGGAUCCAUGGCAACUGGCCUGCCCAGUCUGGAGGAGGACGAGGAGGAGGAGGGGCUCAGAGUGGCGGCAGGAGACGGAGGUCAGGAAGGGAAAAGGAGGUACGCGAGAGAGCUGGAGGAGCAGAGGGGUUCCACCGUGGCCACUGUGGGUGGCAGGAAGAAGGGGGAAGAGGAGGAAGAUGAGUUUGGAGUGUUCAUGCAGGCGGACGGACAGCCAGCCUGGGGCGAGGGGGUCACCGUGUCCGUCUCUGCGCCUUGCGGGAGCAGAGGGAACUUCGCCGGGGAGUCGACCCACUGGACGCCAGGCUGGACGGACAGCGCGUUCCACCAAUCGGACGACUCCUGGACGGCCUUUCCCCAGGAUGCGUCGGAUGAAGGUCGAGACCUUGUGGGACAGUGGUGGCCGACCAGCGCUGCGGAGGAGAGGAGAGACAGGCCCUCGGCCAAUCAGAACCUGGCGACCGUCUUUGCCGAAGCCUUCCCCUCGCCGCCUGGCUCGUCUCCGAGUGACCCCCAUGACCUCGACACUGUGCCCACUCUGACCCAGCUGCUCAGGCGCAGAGCCAGCCAGCACCAGGGCAGGCUGUUGGACAGUUACCACGACUUGAACAAAAUGAUUGGUCAGAGGUACAAGAGAGCCAAUGGCGUAUCGCGUGACCUGCUGCUGACGACUUUACACCUGGAGCCGCCGCACACGGAAAGCAGACCCGCCCCCCGGACGGCCAGCCGGCGUCUCUCCCCCGGACUCCCCUCGGCCAAUCAGCACGCCCAGAACGCUGUCGCCAAGCGGCGGCUGUCAUAUGAUCACAACAGAAACGUCAUGGAGUAAAACUCUGUGAUUCCUCAGCCUGCACUUGGAAAAAAACUGCAGGUGUUGAGCCGAGUCGGGGCAGACACACCGACCACAGGUUUCUCAAGACUCUGGACUCCCCCACAUACUAUCUGCUAUUCGAAUAGUGACUGACGUUUUGACCCUCUGGUCGUUCGAGCCUAUACCGAUGAGAAGACAUUACACGUGAGAGAGAAGCGUCGUCGUCUCCUCCUUGGUAUGAUUUCAUGAGACAGGUACCACCUCGUUCACCUCCGCCACCGGCCUCCCAUUUUGAUUUUCCCUAAGACCAGCAGGCUGUCAAAGACCGGGUGGAGCAUGAUGCCCUGUAGUUACAAGGUUCUCCCCACCAUGUUGGAGGAAGAGUCGAGUCCACGCUGAUGUUUUCCUUCCAAGUCUAGUGAUGAAGGCCCCGUGACAUGAAAAAUACAUUUUCCCAGUUUUAAUCAUGUGCUUAUUGUUGAUUAGCGAUUUUUCCAAAUUGAUGUCCGAAAAAAAAUAAUAUCAUAGUGUUUUAACAUCAAAAUCUCUGUCUCCGUCUUUAACCUUGUACCUGGUACAAAUUGAGCCUUAAACUGCCCAAGGUGAAACAAAAAAAGGUUUUGGUUUGACUGAAAAAGUGAAACUAAACUGAAAAAAGCAACCCCCCAUUUAUUUCCAAUAGAAAAGGGAUUAUCAGGGAUUAAAAAGUGGUUCAUUUACAGUUAUUCUGCAGCAAUAGAAAUAAAAGUCUUGAAAGUUCAUGCAGACAUGAACUUUCCAGAGGCUUCACGUGACGAAGGAUUAGCACAGUCUCCAGAGCUGGUUUGGGAUCAACUGAGCAGAAGGUGAACUAAAAGUGCAACACAUUUAUUGGAACUGAUGCAGCGUUGAAUCCGGAGCAACUGGUGACAGAGAGAGUGGUGCGUCUUUGGGAAUCUACAACCGAGUCCAGUUGCUCCUCGGGUUCUGCUUAAGUCGAAAAUUUUGAUUAAAUUUAGUUGAACAAAGAAGAUUCCACGAUUAUUAUUUAUUUAAAUCACUGUGCCUCGACUUCAGAAAUACUGAAAUAUUGAUUUAAAUAAUUGCUGAAAAAACUGCAAUGUUCUAAAACUUUCCACCCGUCAUGUAUGUCUCGGAGUCGGAGCCGCUCCUUCGGCAGUGACUGUUUGAUUGGACGAAAUAAAUGUCAGCGGCCGGAGCCAAACGAAGCACCGACGUACGAAGUACGAGCUCAGACAUGAAACUUCAGAUUCUGUUUUUGUUUUGGUAGAGAGGGAGAGGCGGUGACGCGGUGCUCCUUCUCUGCUUUCUUCCCAUGAACAUGGUGGCUUGACCCUUGGAACUGCUGGUAAUCUUUAUUCAAAUAUACUGUAGUAGCUUCUCUCCCUCCUCCUUCAGUUGUCCUCCCUCCAAGGGAAACCUGCCGCGUCAGACACCGUGGCUGCCCACAUACAGUUCGUCUACAGAGCUCAAUGUCACAAGUCUUGCAAAAUGUUAAAGCUCAUUUUCAUUUUCCCCUUAUUUUCUCUGAAUGAUAGACGUCACAGAUAAAGUAUGUCGUCCCACUGUCGGGCAAAGCGUGUUUUUUUGUUUUCCACAUCUCGCAGUUGUCAAGUGCUGAAGGAGCCCGGGUCCAAAACGUGAUGACUUUUAAAAUUUUUAUGUUUACAUUUUGCAAAGUGAUGCAUGUGCUUUCAUUGUGUAAUUGCUACAGAAAAAAAGAAGAAGAAAAAAAGCCAAUGACAGGAAAUGAACCUAAAUAAUAGUUUUGGUUCCUCAGAGAAACAAGCUUGUCUUCCAGUUAGUGCCAACAGGAUCACAGUGAAAGUGCCAAUGUUUACAAGGUAACAGAAUCGUCAGACACGUUCAGGAGGAAACUCCAGGGCGUCCACUGAAGUGGACUGGAGCAAACAAAAACUCUGGCAUGUAAAGUUUUCCUAUGUUCUGUUUUUAUGUUUUUUUGUCCUAAUGACUGGCUGUUCUAUCACGUGACUGCAACAUUGUUUUGCAAUUGAGUUCACUUCUUGGGCGAAAAACUUGAAUCUAUAGCCGCCAAUCAAAACAAUAUUUUUCAAAGAUAUUGUUCACGUCAAUGAUGCACUGCCCAUUUUUAAUUUGAAGACACAGCGUAUCAUAUCACCUCAAAGUUUAUUUCGCCUUAUGUUGUAGAUGUCACUUGUCAACUCAAUUAUUUGUGAUGAAAUUCAGAAAAAAAUAAUGUGUGUGUCUGUGCGUGUGUGUGUGUGUGUGCGUCUGCCAUUUGUAGAACAUAGACAUUUCCGAAAAAGAAAACGAUGAAUAUUUUCUGAUCUGAUCUCAAAUGAGGAAGAAGGUGAUGUUGCCUGGGUAACUGAUGUAAUAAAAGGAUACUGCGUGA
Messenger RNA from Scophthalmus maximus (turbot), 6336 nucleotides. RefSeq lists its product as uncharacterized. Lineage: Eukaryota; Metazoa; Chordata; Actinopteri; Pleuronectiformes; Scophthalmidae. Bases 807 to 3977 code for a protein of 1056 amino acids. The transcript has 6 exons. The record is from RefSeq and is a predicted model, not a curated record.